UUGUCGGGAAAGCUUGAGUGUUGGUUUUGGUGUUUUUGUUUAACUUCUACCUACUGGACGCGGACAGAACAUGGACCGUCUUCGGAUACCACUCACCAAGGAGAAUCUGGCCAGGGUCCUGCCAUGGCUGGAAAAGGAUUUCCCAAACAGCUUGCCCGUGUACCACAUGGCGCGCAACAUUGUGGAGAAUCGCUUCGCCUAUCCGGAGAUGAAGUUCAUCGUGGAUAAACUGCCUGUACCAUCUGUGUGCCUGUGCAAGCCCAUGCGCAGCAAAACUACCUCACGAUCGAUCUUCAAUGACCACUUGCUGGUCUAUGUGCACGCGCACUCCGUGAAGGCCUUCCAGAAAAUGCUGCGCUGCCAGCCGGAUCUCUUUCACUGGAGCAAGGACAUGACGUUUAUCGAUAUACACCCGGCAAUGGCGCAGGUGUUCAUGUCGAUGGAGGGCGGCGGCUUUUCACCAGUGACUCCGGAAGAAGGAUGCCCGUCAGGAGAGCGCGUGUUCAGUUUCGACCUGACCGGUGGCAAGAUUUCUCGGCUGCCGAUGCCCAGUGAUCUAGAUCUGCGUCUGGGCACCCUGUCCGCUACGCACGUUGGACAGAUCGCGAAAGAAUGCCGUUUCACGGCGCCAUCGUGGAAGAAACUCUUCCGUUUCAUGCUGUCCCAUGGAUUUCCCAGCGUGGCGCUGUACGACGACAACGUCGCACUGGACACGCCCAUCGCGUACUGCAUGUACAUGAUGCAGGGGUUGCGUCGGGGCCGUCUAUGUCCAGCCGGCGUAUCGCCAUCGAGAUUUAUUUGGAGUGGUUAUCAGGGAAUUGUUGAUUCAAUUGCAGACACGCAAAGUGCCCUCAGUGUGGAUGCAAACGAUGAAUCUUCCCUUAGAACCACAGUUGGAGGUCUUUCGCGGUUUGGGCGGUGUGGAAUACAAGCGCCGUGAUGCCCUGUGCUGGAUGACGUUCCGGACGCAGCCGGGUUAUAUUGAUCCGUUCGAAGACAUUCCCGUUGGAACGCGUCAACAGCGCAAACAGAAGGUGGGUGCGAUUCGCAAGAAGAACGCCGAAGCGGGUACCAGUGGGCCUCGACUGCCAGCUCUCCCAGGCAACCGUUCAAGAGGAUGACGAUGACGAGGAGGACGAUUGGCAAGAACCGGAAUUACCGGUGCCGGUGCUGCAGAAAUCGGGAUGGCAGGAACCGGGAGAAGCGACUAGUCGGAAGGUUCGCGACAGUGUUCCUUUUGGUAAACCGACCCGUUCGCGAAAGCCGAACAGUAGAGGGAGUGGAAAAGAUCUGGAUGACGAUGACCUGGGUUAUUGUCGUAAGGCAGGACGCGGUGAUGCCGGGAAGGGGAAACAGAAGGCUUCCAAAGGGCGAGGUAGACGCGAACGGGAUUUUGACGAUUGGGCCUAAAGAAAGUCACUGGCGAGAGGCGGUUUUGCGUUGGAGAAUAAUCCGGAUGACCCGUUGGACCCACCCGCUGAUUAUUUUUUCUGGAUUUUUCAUCAAUUCAUUGCUUUGAUUGAACAUUUGGUUUUUGUGUAGUUGAGUUGCACCUUUGACGCUUGGUCUUCCUUACGGAAUUACUCUUUCAUUGAAUCUUUCCUUACUUAAUUCAACGCUCAGUCCACUAAGUGAUCCUUUUGUAUAGCUUCGUACAUUUGAUA
Molecule: messenger RNA, 1664 nt
Organism: Paramacrobiotus metropolitanus
Lineage: Eukaryota; Metazoa; Tardigrada; Eutardigrada; Parachela; Macrobiotidae
Exons: 4
Coding region: 71-940 (289 amino acids)
Source: RefSeq, a predicted model, not a curated record